GCCAGGUAAUGUUGGCAACUUGUUCCAACAAGAGCCAACCUGUAGCAAUGAAGGUGAUACACAAAGCAGAGAAUAGACAAUCGAUUGCCAAGGAGGUGCGAAUACUGAAGAUGGCUUCUGGAUGCCCAUUCCUCUGUCACGCGCAUGCAGCUUUCCAAACAAAGCUGGCUGCAUGCAUUGUGAUGGAGUACGCCAGUGGAAACAGCUUGGAGAAAUUCAUAAAGCGCACAGGGAAACUGAAGAUGGACGCUAUAACAUUCUACACAGCAGAGAUCAUAUGCGGCCUGCAGUUCCUCCACGCCAACGGGAUUGUCCAUCGGGACAUCAAACUGGAUAACAUCCUGUUGACCGGCGAGGGACACAUAAAGAUCGCUGACUUUGGUGUGGCUGUAGAGGGAGUGUUUGGCCAGAAGAAAGUUGGAGGCAAGGCUGGAACAGUGCAAUACAUGGCCCCAGAGGUUUUACAACGGAGAGGCUACGAUGCCGGAGCAGACUGGUGGUCGCUAGGAAUUGUCAUCUGUAAAAUGGCCACCGGCAUGACACCAUUCACUUCAUCAGUUAUCCAUGAUGAGCCCCUUUUCCCGAAAUGUCUUGGUGCUGAAAUAAAAGAUCUUCUGCACAAGCUCCUAGAGAAGGACCCAGAGAAGCGUCUUGGCUUUAUUGGAAACAUUCGAGCACAUCCAGUUUUUAAUUCCAUCAACUGGGAGCAGCUGGAACGCCAGGAAGUACCACCACCUCUCUAUCCUGCAGAAUUAACACUAGACAAGAAAUAUUUCAAGCAGCCGAGGAUGCUCAUGGAAGAGGCGGGCAGCGAUUCUUCAAAUGAGAAAAGCAUGGAGUUAUCAUAUCUGAAUGACAGUUGGAAGAGCUGAGCCACUUCAAGAAAGUCAGGUUUCUUUAGCUAUAUUUACCAACCAUUAACAUCAUUUAACCCUGUCAUUUUAUUCUAUCCAGUCUCCAUUGAAGAACAGUGAAGAUGAAAACAUCUGAGCAUUUGAAAAAUCCGGCACCGAGAACCACCUGUCACUGCUUCGUAUGGGUACAUUUCUACAGACAGCCAUUUUUACCUCUUAGAGCCAGCCACCAUCAUUGCCUCUACCUCUGGCCCUUGCCCACCAUCUUUUGGUCUCCAUUUCAUGUCC
Xenopus laevis (African clawed frog) is the source of this 1142-nucleotide messenger RNA. RefSeq names its product protein kinase C delta type-like. Lineage: Eukaryota; Metazoa; Chordata; Amphibia; Anura; Pipidae. The transcript is spliced from 7 exons. The coding region runs from base 9 to 872 and encodes 287 amino acids. The record is from RefSeq and is a predicted model, not a curated record.